GAGACUGUCUCAAACAAAACAAAACACAAGUGGUGUUACAGUUGUUAACUUGAUUCAUUCCAUCUCAGCACCCCUCCGGCAGGCUGUCCCAAUACUGCUCCCUACCUCUGUGUGUCUCUCAGGUCCCCAGGAAAUAUUUUGAACCAGCUUCCUAUUUCUGGAGGCCCCGAGACUCCAGGCAGAUGCAGAGCCUGUUUUCCCUACAAUUGGUCACUGUGCGUUCCAGGUGUUCAAGCCAGCAAAGCAAGGGCAGAGACGGUAGAGAGACACAGACUGGAGGGGCAGAGACAUGGAGGGAAAUUAAACAGGGAGAGAGCAUCCCAAACCUGCCUUCAUGCCCAGCAGGUGCCCCACCUGUCCUGUCCUCCCAGGUCAGCCUCAGCCAGUGCUGCAGGCAGUGUGACUCACAGUUCGCUGGGUGACACCUGAGGAGCAACAGCAGAGAGAAGAUGGCCCAGGUCCUGCAUGUGCCUGCCCCAUUCCCAGGGACUCCUGGCCAGGCCUCCCCCGCAACCUUCCCCAGCAAAGAGCCAGAGCCGCCCUACUCCGUCGAGACGCCCUACGGCUACCGCCUGGACCUGGACUUUCUUAAGUAUGUGGAUGACAUUGAGAAGGGCCACACAUUGCGCAGGGUGGCGGUGCAGCGCCGUCCGCGCCUGGGCUCCCUGCCGCGGGGCCCGGGCUCCUGGUGGACGUCCACGGAGUCGCUGUGCUCUGAUGCCAGUGGGGACAGCCGGCACUCGGCCUACUCCUACUGUGGCCGUGGCUUCUACCCACAGUACGGAGCCCUGGAGACCCGCGGUGGCUCCAACCCACGUGUGGAGCGCACGCUGCUGGACGCACGGCGCCGGCUGGAGGACCAGGCAGCCGCUCCGUCGGGUGGUCUGGGCUCCCUGACGCCCAGCGCUGCAGGCUCCACCAGCUCCCUGGCAGGAGUGGGGUUGCUACCGCCCACACCUCGCAGCUCGGGCCUGUCCACCCCGGUACCACCCAGUGCAGGUCACCUGGCCCAUGUGCGCGAACAGAUGGCUGCGGCCCUGCGCAAGCUGCGCCAGCUGGAAGAGCAGGUCAAGCUGAUCCCCGUGCUCCAGGUCAAGCUUUCGGUGCUCCAGGAAGAGAAGAGACAGCUCACCGUGCAACUCAAGAGCCAGAAGUUUCUAGGCCACUCCUCAGGGACACGAGGCCGGGGUGAGCUCUGCCUGGACCUUCCAGAGCCCCCCGAGGACCCUGCUGUGCUAGAGACCCGCUCUGUGGGCACCUGGGUCCGAGAACGGGACUUGGGCAUUCCAGAUGGUGAAGCUGCCCUAGUGGCUAAAGUGGCCGUGUUGGAAACCCAGCUCAAAAAAGCGCUGCAGGAGCUACGGGCGACUCAGACCCAGCAGGCCAACCUCCAGCCCCAGGCCUGGCCACCACCAGACACCCAGGUCCGUGUGGACACCGUGAGAGUGGUGGAAGGUCCCCGGGAAGUGGAGGUGGCAGCCAGCACGGCAGCAGGGGCCCCUGCACAGCGAGCCCAGAGUCUGGAACCCUACGGAGCAGGGCUGAAGGCCCUAUCGACAUCUGGGGGCACAGACAACACCCUCGUGUUCCGCACCCAUGAGGUGGUGGAGACCUUGUGUCCCCUGCCUGCAGCCACCACCAGUAACAUGCACACAGCCAAGAAGAUCAGUAUCACAGAGCGAAGUGGCACUGGCGUGGCCAGGACUUCAGGUGUUCCACAGUCUCCUGUAGACCCUUCUUCCUCUGCUGUACACCCUCCUGCAGCUUCCACAAAACAGUCUGAGAACCCUGGCCAGGCAGCUGCCCCGGACACCACUGACAGGGAGCCUCCCAGGCCGUCAGCAUCCCAGGAGCCACAAGUGGCUGAGGGAGCAGGCAGAGUCUUUGUGGGAGUGCAGUCUACCAUGAAGAGGACAGAGGACCCUGCAGACCCUGGAGUCCACCAGAGGAGCCUCCAGUUUGUGGGAGUCAACGGCGGGUAUGAGUCCUCCUCAGAAGACUCCAGCACAGCAGAAAACUCAGAACACGAGAGCACAGAGAACGAAGCCCCAGAGAUACCAGCAAGGGUUCUGAGCAUGGCUGAAUGCCCUCAGGUUAGGCCUCCAGGGACUGCAGCGGCCAAGACCAGUCUGGAAGAGAGCCAACUCCCCCAGGAAGCUCAGCACAAACCCACAGCUGAGGUGACAUCAGGACCCAACUCUGAGGAGGAAAUUCGGAUGGAUCUGAGCCCUGACCUCAUCUCAGCCUGCUUGGCCCUGGAGAAAUACCUGGAGAACCCUAAUGCCCUCACUGAGCGAGAACUGAAAGUGGCCUAUACCACGGUACUUCAGGAAUGGCUGCGCCUGGCCUGCCGGAGUGAUGCACACCCCGAGCUUGUGCGACGACAUCUGGUCACCUUCAGGGCCAUGUCUGCCCGGCUGCUGGACUAUGUGGUCAACAUCGCCGACAGCAACGGCAACACGGCCCUGCACUAUUCCGUGUCACACGCCAACUUCCCUGUGGUGCGGCAGCUGCUGGACAGCGGUGUCUGUCAGGUGGACAAACUGAACCGUGCUGGCUACAGCCCCAUCAUGCUCACUGCUCUGGCCACCCUGAAGACCCAGGAUGACAUAGAGACCAUCCUUCAACUCUUCCGGCUUGGGAAUGUGAACGCCAAAGCCAGCCAGGCAGGACAGACGGCGCUGAUGCUGGCAGUCAGCCACGGACGGGUGGAUGUGGUGAAAGCUCUGUUGGCCUGCGAGGUGGAUGUCAACGUGCAGGACGAGGAUGGCUCCACAGCCCUAAUGUGUGCGUGUGAGCACGGACACAAGGAGAUCACCGGGCUCCUGCUGGCUGUGCCUAACUGUGACAUCUCACUUACGGACCGAGAUGGGAGCACGGCACUGAUGGUGGCCCUGGAUGCGGGGCAGAGCGAGAUUGCAUCUAUGCUGUACUCACGCAUGAACAUCAAGUGCUCGAUCGCUCCCAUGUCAGACUGUGAGAGUCCGGCAUCCUCCUCAGCUGAAGAGUGAACACAGGGAGAGGCCAGUGAUUUCCCCAGGGACAUGCCAGCCGCACAGCCGCACAGCAAACCGUCCCUCCCCUCAUCCCACCGGCCCUCUGCGCUUCCUCAGCCUUCCCCUCCAAGGCAAACCUCCUCCACUCCUCUGGGGGAGUCCUGACAUCCACCAGACUCCAGCUCCACAAGGCCUUUCCCAGCACCCUGGGUUCAAAGCCAUAUUCAAAGCCAAAAAGCCAAGCUACAUUCUCCUCCCAGUUGGCGCCAGUUGCUGACACUCGGGUGUGGGUUUCUUAUGUAGAACAAUCAGCCAGCAAUUGUGGGAGGAGUGGGGGCAAGAGGGAAAAUACUGUAUUUUUGAGUCAUUGUUAGGGGAAGGGAGGGGUCAGAAUUUGAGUUGCUAAAUUCGAAUGUCACUGGAAUGUUACAGUCUCCUUUGUCCUGACUUCACUAUAGCAGGUCUCCACAGGCCUGCUUAAUGCCCUUUGUCGCCUCAUUUUAUUGUCUAGUG
Molecule: messenger RNA, 3509 nt
Organism: Cricetulus griseus (Chinese hamster)
Lineage: Eukaryota; Metazoa; Chordata; Mammalia; Rodentia; Cricetidae
Source: RefSeq, a predicted model, not a curated record